CCUGAAAAGGCGAUUAAUGGCGUCGUAUUUCACAUCUUUAUCUUGAUUUCAUGUCGUGAAGUUAUUUCAUUAGCUGUUGUGUGCUUAUUGUUGUUGUUCAAGGAUCAUAUCAACAAAUCAAUUGUUGCCAUCAAAAUUUUGAAGAACCAUGUCGGAUGAGGAGCAAGUGGUCUCAGAGACUCAGGUGCUCACAGCAGAGUUUAAAGAUGGCCAGCUCGAAAUCGUGGAGGUGGCUCCAUUUGACAAUAAUGAGACAACCACAGUUACAGAAACCAUCCUCCCCGACAUGGAAAUGUCGGAGAGCAGUGAAGACCAGGAACCUAAAUACCAGAUCCUGACCGACUCCUCCCGGGGCCUCAUGCACUUGGAUCUCCUAAACCUCACCCUGGUCAAGUGUGGCGAUGGCGAUGAAUCGUACCGUUUGGUGACCAACCAGGAGGCUGAAGGAGAACUCGGAGAAACGGUCACAUGUGUCUUGCAGUCCAGCGAUGGCGAGGCUGAAGAUGCCCAAAAUGCGUACGACAAAAAGCAAGAAUACCUCACUGAGGAAGACCACGAGCAGUAUGUGAUGAUGAACGGUGUGGAUGGGCCGGUGCUGAUCCUGAAGUCCUCGCUGGAAGGCGGUGAGGACACUCAGGAAGCGGCUAAGACUGAGAAACCUGUUAAGAAACAACUAACAGCUAUGGAGCUAUUAGAAAAAGCAAAAGCACUCCAAAAGGCCAAAGCACAAAUACAGACCCAAAAGAAGGGUCGGAAACGUCGAGGCGGUCUCCCACCGCCCCACGAGCUACUAUCUUCGCCCAACUUCAAACUAUUCCUGUACUCCUGCAAGCUGUGUGCUUUCAAAUGUAACGCUAUCAAGGAACUGACAGCACAUAAGACAGCGGAGCACGGCCCCGGCGGGCACCGGCUGAAGGGCGCGCGCGCCGCCGCCACCACGCUGCAGUGCGCGCGCUGCCCCUACCGCGGCGGCUCACACUCGCAGUUAAUGAAACACGUGCAAGAACAACAUCUAAGAGAUGCGGAAGUAUUCCUAAACUCACCGGAAGCGGAAGCAGCGGACGUCCUGGUCUGCGGAGCGUGCGGGUUCGAAUCCGCGUCGAGGCCCGAAUUCCGCCGCCAUAUCGAAGAGAAACAUAAUGUUAACGUCAGUUGAGAGUAGAAAUAGGAAAUAUCUAUCACACCAUAAGGAAGUCUUGUAGACUCAGCAAUCCAACUUUUUUAACACUUUCGCAA
Molecule: messenger RNA, 1236 nt
Organism: Leguminivora glycinivorella
Lineage: Eukaryota; Metazoa; Arthropoda; Insecta; Lepidoptera; Tortricidae
Exons: 11
Coding region: 149-1156 (335 amino acids)
Source: RefSeq, a predicted model, not a curated record